Lobosporangium transversale is the source of this 711-nucleotide messenger RNA. RefSeq lists its product as hypothetical. The transcript has 2 exons. The record is from RefSeq and is a predicted model, not a curated record. Lineage: Eukaryota; Fungi; Mortierellomycota; Mortierellomycetes; Mortierellales; Mortierellaceae. The coding region runs from base 134 to 625 and encodes 163 amino acids.
CUUCUCAACUCUUUACUACCUUCUUUCAUUUGUUUUCUUCAUUGUUUCGCGUGAACGUGCUCUCUCGUUUUGACCUUGUUAACUGCCUUACUACCUGACUCCCUCUCCAUUGGCUCUGUCAUGGAUCGAUCAGAUGAAGUCUAGACACGCGACCUAUCAUAUCCCCAUGCAUCAACGGACAAUCUGUACCUGUGAAUAUUCCAGGCCGUCCUGUCCGGUACCUGCACUAGUCUUUUUCUGUCUUGGUUCCAUACAUGUGUGUUCUACCAUAUCCGAAGAGCUGCCUAUCCGUUUGUCCAUCAUUCAGAGCCAUUUUAACUGCCAGCAUAUAGCCAUCUUUUGGUGUAGGCUCCUGGAAACCGGUUUGCUGUUGUCGUUGUGCAUCGCUGUCCAUCUAUAUCUCUCUCUUUCUCUUUCUUUCUUUCUUUCUUUUAUUUUCUUUUCUUUUUUCUUCAUUGCUGUUGCCGUUAGUCAGCUCUCCUCAACUCUACCUGUAAUAUCAUCACCCCUCUCUCUCACAUCCACACAUUCCACUCCCUUUCUCAUCAUAAUUUUUUUUAUAUUCAGCUCCCUAUCCAUUCAUACCUCCAUUUUCAUCAUUCUUUUAUUGACCAGAAUGUGUUAAUGGUUCUAAAGGAUUUUAUCUGACAAUUUUUUUUUUUAAAAAGAACUAUCUGUAACAUUCUCAUCGACAUCUUGUUGUUCAUUGUA